AUGAUACGAGGGAAACCAGAUGAGGACGAUUACUGGAACAGCUCAAAGAUCCAAAACAAAGCUUUUACGUUUGAUGACGAUGAUGACGAGUUCACAAGGCUGAAAGAGUCUAAGCGCGCGGUGAACAGCAUCAUCAGUUUUGAUGAAGACGAUGAUGACGAUGACGUGGAGAAAGUCAGCUGGAGCGGAGAGCCUGUUGGAAGCAUCUCCUGGUCUGUUAAAGAAACUGCCUCCAGUAUCCGUACAGCUGGAGAAACGAGGGAGCUGGGAUUCCCCAAAAUUGACACCACUCCAUCGUUACCCAAACAGGGCUCCAGCUACUCCUUAAGUUCUUUAUUUAAAGUGAAGAGUAAGGCUGGAGGGUUUCAGUCCUUCUCAGAAUCUAUUAGUGACACUUCUGUUAGAACCUACGCGCCGGAGCUUCGGAGGCCUAAAGCAGAAUGCAAGGACUUCAUCAGUGACUGGACCCCUGAGGAGACAGUGAGGAGGAUGCAGAGAGGAAGGGUGUACUCUCUGGAGAAAUUCCGCUCCCUGCAGGACAAACUGCUACUGCUGGACGAGGCUGUGAGUGCCCAUGACGGCAACGUCAUCACUGCUGUCUUAAUAUACUUAAAGAAGUCUUUGAGUAAAGAAAUCCUGUUCAGAGAACUGAUGUGUAGGGAGGUUGCUCUGAGACACUAUGUUCACUAUGUGAAGGAGAUGGGAGAGCAGAGACACCUGCUGGAUCUCCUCAAGGCUCUGGGCAGAACCGGGGAUAUGGCGCUGAUGCAGUAUAAAGAACACCUGAACAUGAAGGACGAAAACAGAAAAAAAGAGUUUUUAAAAAGCUGCCUCAGCCUGCCUUUCUCACAGGAUGACGCCUCUCAUGUCAUGGACCACUACACGCUGCUUGAGCGACAGAUCAUUAUAGAGGCGGCAGACAAGAAGGCAGAGAGCAUGGGUCAGAUGGACGUUUUUAAGAAGUUCCCAAGAAAAGCCUCCAUUUUGAACAUGCCAAUCAUAACCACGCUGUAUUACUCAUGUUUUUACCACUACGGUGAACCUGAAGGCACGUACAGCAGCCCAGUCAACAUCCGCAAAACCUUCAGGAUCUCAGACAAGCAGUACAUUCUCACUGCUCUGGGGGCCAGGGCCAAGCUGAAGUCCUGGGUCGACGUGGACAGUUUAUUCAACACUAAGGGCUGGUUCGGAUACAUGACGAAGAAAUCUCCUGUCGGUUUUCACAGAGUUGUGGACAUACUGCACAAAAACAAUGCCCCUUUACAGGUUCUGCAGGCUUACCUGAAUCUGAUUGACGACACAGAGCUGAAGAUCAGUCUGGCCCAGAAAUACAAAUGUCACGACGUCGCUAUCAACACAUACAGAGACCUAAAGGAUCGACAGCAGCUGAUCGUUUACCGCGGGAAAGUGGAGAGGGGAUCAGACGAAGACCGAAAAAUCGAAGAGCUGCUGAACAGUACGCAAAUCCGGUGGAAAAACUGAUAAGGUGUCCAGGGCCCAGCCAGAGGCGUGGCCUGACCGAGGGGUGUGGCCCGACAGAUGGGUGUGGUCCGUUAGAGGGGCGUGUCCCGGCUGAGACAUUGAUACACAGCCAGUCUGGGACAUUACUGGACACUUUGCUUUUUUUAAACAGCUUCUCUUAAGGAGCGUUUGUCUGAACAGACUAU
This is a messenger RNA of Chanos chanos (milkfish), 1667 nucleotides long. It is a transcript of the gene vipas39, whose product is annotated as VPS33B interacting protein, apical-basolateral polarity regulator, spe-39 homolog. Gene Ontology annotation, biological process: vacuolar transport; intracellular protein transport. The coding region runs from base 1 to 1482 and encodes 493 amino acids. The record is from RefSeq and is a predicted model, not a curated record. Lineage: Eukaryota; Metazoa; Chordata; Actinopteri; Gonorynchiformes; Chanidae. The transcript is spliced from 18 exons. Gene Ontology annotation, cellular component: cytoplasm.